Molecule: messenger RNA, 1805 nt
Organism: Bactrocera oleae (olive fruit fly)
Lineage: Eukaryota; Metazoa; Arthropoda; Insecta; Diptera; Tephritidae
Product: vitellogenin-1
Biological process (GO): lipid catabolic process
Molecular function (GO): lipase activity
Source: RefSeq, a predicted model, not a curated record
UUAUAUACUUUGAUUAGAAGAAUGAUUUUCUAGUUCGUGUGAUUUAAUGCUUUUUUUACUAUUCCAUUUAUUAUUCACGUUCUAACUGGGUUGCGCUUCUGUUAAAGAAGGUUAACGGGAAUUUUUUCUAAAAGUAGUAUGUAUUAUUACCCAUAGCAUAUAUUUUUUCUACGCUACUGUAAGCUAAGCAUUGACUAAGCUAAACUCAUCUAGGUGUCAGAUUGUUUGGAGAAAUGAAAAAUUGAUCAGAGAUUUCGGCGACGUUCACAAUUGAGCGAUAAAUGUCAUGCCUAAACAUAGAAACAUGUAUUCUAAUACACGCACGCAUACAUAUGCUCGCCGUUACCUGUAUAAAUAUGAGUUGCGUUCGGCACACGCGAAUAGUUUGCUAGCAACACUCGUCGCAUUAUUUACAAUUUCCCUUCGAUACGACAAAUUUAAACAAAAUAAAAUACAACUAAAAACAACAAUAAAAAUGUCGCGUUUACAUGUCCGUGUUAACACGGUUGCGUUAUUAUUUAUCUCGUUUGCUGUCGCCACACACGCACAGGGUGGUCUAUUCAGCAUCACCGAUGUGGGUAAAAGUCUGAAGGAUAUUGCGACGGGCGUCUCGAAGGACAUAACCAGUUACAUACCCUCGCCUGAGGGUAUUUUCGAGUCGAGUAAGAAUCUAUUGGCCGGUUAUCCCUUCGAAUUGGCCUCCUCGGCAAUAAAUACGAUUUGUUCCUCGGCACUCUCAUCUCAAACGAUAAAAUCGCGUGUGACACCCGAUUUGCAAAAGAUCAACUUUCAGCUACGCACAGCUUGCAACAAUUACAGUUACCCGCUGUUGAAAUCCAAUCAAAUAUGGCGUAGUCCUGAAUUCGAUCCGUCGAAGAAGGUGGUCAUUCUGGCUACUGGCUGGACCACAACUGUUAAUAGCUCGGAUACGAUCGACGUGUUGGCUAAAGCGUAUAACUGUCGUGGUGAUGUGAAUUUCGUGGCCCUCGACAUAGCCAACUUCGUCGAUACACUUUACACUUGGUCUGCGCUAAACACAGACGAAAUCGGCGCGAAUCUUGCCGAAGGCAUCGAGUUACUAACUCAGAUAGUACCGCUCGAAAACAUACAUCUCAUCGGUCACAGUUUGGGCGCGCAUAUCGUAGGCGCCACUGGGCGUUACUUUAAUGAAAAAACCGGUAAGCUGGUGCCGCGUAUUACCGGUUUGGAUCCAGCAAAACCAUGUUUCAACGAAGGUCACGUGCUCUCUGGUCUACAGCGUGGUGACGCUAAAUUCAUUGAUAUAAUUCAUUCGAAUCCCGGUGUGCUGGGCAAGCGUGAACCUAUGGGUGAUGUAGAUUUCUAUCCGGGCGGUUUGGAUCCGCUGCCAAAAGGUUGUCUGCACGUGGUAUGUGCGCAUGGGCGGGCGUGGGAAUACUACGCAGAAUCCGUUUAUCCCGGCAAUGAAAUGAAUUUCAUGGGCAAACGUUGCACUUCACAGACACGAUUGCUCGAUAAUAAAUGUCCAGGUGCGGAGCAUCCUAUGGGCUAUGCGGUGCCGCAUGAACUCAGAGGUAACUACUUUUUGGAAGUGAACGAAGCGGCGCCGUUCGGUAAGGGCGCCAGUAAGGAGAAAUUGGCAUCUCAGGCGAAUUGUGGUUUAUGCUCGGAGAAGAAGCAGCCAAUAAAAUGAUGUGACCGUUACUUGAGUCAUUAAUUAAAAUAAGUUUUAAGAGUUUUGCAUUAAUAAAUUUUAUGUUUUGUUAAAAUGACGGCAACCCUGUUAGUUAUAAUAUCAUAAAUAAACAAAAAAAUAAUACUGAAAA